Entrophospora candida is the source of this 1931-nucleotide messenger RNA. The record is from the annotation of a GenBank genome assembly. Lineage: Eukaryota; Fungi; Glomeromycota; Glomeromycetes; Entrophosporales; Entrophosporaceae.
AUGAGUGUUGAAAUUGGUACUAAGGUUGAAGGUGAAAGUCGCAUUCGUCGUUCUCAAUUAAGCCCUGAUAAAUUGAUUGAAUCACCCGAAGAAGGUGUUGAAACUCUUUAUGAUGUGGUACAACGUAGUGUUAAAAAAUAUGGUGAUAGAAAGAAUGCUUUUGGUUAUAGAAAAAUUGAAAAGAUAGUUGAAGAAGAAAAAGAAAUCACAAAAAUUGUUGGAGGAGUUGAAAAAAAAGAAUUGAAAACUUGGAAGUAUUUUCAAUUAUCCGGUUACAAUUGGUUGACUUAUAAUGAUAUAGAUCAAGAAAUUAAAACUAUUGGAGCCGGUCUGAUAAAAUUGGGUUUAAAUAAAGGAUCUAAAAUUACAAUCUUUGCUUCUACAAGUGCCAAUUGGAUGCUUGUAACUCAUGGUUGUUUCUCACAAAGUAUGACUAUUGUGACUGCAUAUGACACCCUUGGAGAAGAAGGUCUUCUUCAUUCAAUGAACGAAGCAGAAGUUGAUGGAAUGUUUGCUAACGCAGAUUUACUUCCAAUGGUUAAAAAGGUUGCUGGAAGGUGUCCAACCCUUAAAUUUAUAAUUUAUGAUGGUGAUGCAAAGGGGACAGUCUUGCAAGAAUUGUCAAAUGCUCAUCCAGAUCUUAAACUCUUAACAUUGAAUGAACUUAAAGAGCUAGGCAAAGAUCAUCCAAUAAAUCCAAAUCCACCACAACCACAAGAUAUAUGUUGUAUUAUGUACACUUCUGGAUCUACUGGUAAUCCAAAAGUUGGUGGCACCAACAAACAUCUUGGACAUUUAGUUCAAGAUGAUGAUUCACUUCUUGCAUACCUUCCACUUGCUCAUGUUCUCGAAUUUGUUGUGGAACAUGUAUGUAUUUGGUGGGGUGUUACUUUAGGUUAUGGAGCAAUUCGUACUUUGACAGAUACAUCAGUAAGAAAUUGUCUCGGUGACAUCCGUGAAUUGAAACCUAGUUUAAUGACUGGUGUACCAGCAGUGUGGGAAUCGAUUAGGAAAGGCGUUCUUUCAAAAAUUCAUGCAAGCAGUCCAACUUUACAAAGAAUUUUUGAUCUAGCUUUCACGACUAAAGGUUGGUUAAUGGGUAAAGGAUUACCCACCAGACCUUUUGACGUCUUGGUAUUCAAUAAGAUAAAAGAACAAACUGGUGGAAGAUUGAGAUACGCGUUGUCUGGCGGUGCACCUAUUUCUAAGGAAACACAGGAGUUUUUAUGUAUAACUUUAUGUCCAAUAUUGCAAGGUUAUGAACAAUUUACUUAUGGCAGUGUUGGAACACCAGUACCUUGUAUAGAAGUAAAAUUAGUUGAUGUACCAGAUGCUGGUUAUAAAUCUACAAAUACUCCUAAUCCACAAGGAGAAGUUUGGAUCCGGGGACCCGUGGUUACACAAGGCUAUUAUAAAAAUGAAAAGGUGACCAAAGAAACAUUUACAGAAGAUGGAUGGCUACAAACAGGAGAUAUUGGAGAGUGGAAACCGAACGGAAGCCUAUCAAUUAUUGACAGAAAGAAAAAUUUAGUGAAAUUAGCUCAUGGUGAAUACAUCGCGCUUGAAAAAUUGGAAUCAGUUUACAAAUCAACCUUAUUUGUAUCCAAUCUUUGUGUUUGUGCUGACUCGUAUCAGUCACGUCCUGUAGCUUUAAUUUUUCCUAUUGAAGCACAAAUCAGAAAACUUGCAACAGAAAAAAACAUAGCUGAAACAGAUUUUGAAGAGUUAUGCCGAAAUCAAGAAAUAACCAAUUCGGUACUUCAAGCUUGUCUUGAUAAGGCAAAGAAAGCGGAUUUCAAACCUGCAGAAUUUUUGUCUGCAGUUACAUUAGUGCAUGAAGAAUGGACAGCUCAAAAUGGACUUUUGACAGCAGCACAAAAAAUUAAACGCAAAGAUCUUGAGCAAAAAUAUCAAGCUGAUAUUGAUAGAAU